Messenger RNA from Rotaria sp. Silwood1, 1410 nucleotides. The record is from the annotation of a GenBank genome assembly. Lineage: Eukaryota; Metazoa; Rotifera; Eurotatoria; Philodinida; Philodinidae.
AUGAUGAAAGUUAUCUUACUUCUAUAUGUAUUCGUUCUACAUAACCUAAAUACUAAUGGCUUAUUACACAAAACAAAUACUGAAAUAACCACUACUGAUCAUCAUGUUCUAUCAACUACUAAAAUAUAUUCAAAUAUUGCUGAAAUUAUCGAACCACUUGGUAAAUUACCAAUUGAAUUUUCAUAUGAAGAUUGGAGUGAUAUUCAUUCUGAUUCAAUAAAACUUGUUGGUGCUAAUGUGAAUGUAACACAACAGUCAAUUACUGCAAAGAAAAAAUCACUUAACAAUGCUCAAGUUUAUGUUCGUACACCGUCAUCAUCAAAUAGUCAAACAAAAUUUGUUAAAGCAACAAUGAUUGACGAAACACGAAAUUUAGUGAAACUUAUUGAUAAACAUAUUAGCGAAGAACCAAUCUUUUUUAUUGCCCAAUCAGACUAUAUUAUUUAUGAGAAUGAGCCACCUCAAACAAAAUAUUACGUUAAUUUUUCAUAUGAUACAACUGAUGCAGUUUAUUUAAGUUAUCUUCGAAGAAAUCUCAACUGGAAAACUCGUUAUCAAUUGAAUCUUUUUGAAGAAUCAAAAUCUGCAACUCUAAUCGCUCUAGCUGAUAUUCGAAAUGAUGGAAAAUCAAGAAUUGAUAUUAAAUCUGCAGAACUUUUAAGUAAUGAUUUCAAUAUACUGACGUCUCAAUCGAGAUUAGAGGAUCCUCGCCGUCUUACAUUUGACGGAUCGUCACAUCGUACUCAAGAACAUGAACCAGAUCUGACGUACAAAGUUGUGAAUCCACCCAUUGAUCAAGGAGAAGAUUUAUCCGGUUUAUAUGUAUUUUCUAUCAAUCAAUCAUUUUCAAUUGAUACUAAAACAAAUUAUCUUAUAACAAUGUUUCAUAUACCAGUGAAUAUAGAACGAUAUGCUUCGAUUUCGAAACAUUUCUCUACUCCUGGAUAUAUCCAUGGUAAAGCUGAACGUGCAUAUCGUCUUACAUCUGAUCGUUUUCUUCCAUAUGGUAAUUAUAUUAUACGUGAAUUUGAUUGUCUUGUUGGUGAAACAUUAUUACCAAAUAUAGGUGCUAAACAGAAACAUGAGUUUUCAAUUGGUCAACAUAAUGAUAUAAUUUACAAAGAAAAUUCAAUACUAAUCUCUUUGCCUAAUUCGAAUAUAACAACUGAAUAUCAAAAGGAGCUGAAAAUAAAGACACCAUUAAUAUAUGAGUUUAAUUUAUUCUUGAAAAAUUUCAAGAUAAAUCGUCCUCUUAAAAUUGAAUAUCAAAAACAUUUUGAUGGUGCUUUGAUUAAGUUACUUACCACAAGUGCUAAUCUAACACUUGAAAACACAACGAUUAAAUAUACAACAAUAAUACCAGCAAAUAAUGAAAAAAUAUUAGUUUAUAAAGUUGAAAUAACCAAAUAA